UACAGCAGCUUGGCUUAGCAUCACCUGGUUUGACCACAAACCGUACAAAAAAAUACUCGUAAAUAAGUUUUAGUUUCUCAACAGUCAUAUAUUGUAAAUCGUUUAUUUAAACUAGAGCCAAACUACGGGGAGCAUGACGGUUUGGAGGCUAACGAGCUAUCGACAAGCUGGCUAACGUUGUGACGAAGUUAGCCAGCAAAGGCAGCCGACACCACGAGCUAAUUCAGCACACAUCCAGCGGCUGGUGCGGUAAUUCAGGAAGAAGCGGGGCCAUGGGUGCGGAGAGCAGCGCGCUGCGGGGCUGUACUCUGCUGGGGGAGCCGCUCAUGACGCUGCCCUCUGGACUCACCAUGUACUCGGCGGCUCUCCAGGACGGAAAGCCUGCGUCCGUGUUUGUUCACAAGCGGGGCAAUGAAGACAAAGUCAACAAAGCUGCCAAGCAUUUAAAGACACUACGGCACCCGUGCCUGUUGCGCUUCCUGUCCUGUUCUGUGCAGGAUGGUGGCAUCCAUCUGGUAACAGAGCAUGUGCAGCCCUUGGAGCUGCUUCUCGACAGUCUCUCCCCUGAGGAAAUCUGUGCAGGCAUCUAUGACAUCCUGCAAGCGCUUGUCUUUCUGCAUGACAGGGGUAAACUGAGCCACAACAACGUCUGCAUUUCAUCUGUGUUUGUCAGUGAAGAUGGUCAUUGGAAACUGGGAGGGAUGGAGACUGUAUGCAAGUUUUCUGAAGCAACUCCUGAGUUUCUCCUUAGCAUCGAGAAUGCAAGAGAGACCAGCUAUGUUCCUCCUGAAGAGCAGGUUAAAGACUUUGAAAUCCUCCCAGAUACACAUGCUCAUGCUCGGGACUGUUACUCUUUUGGAAUGAUGGUGGAGGCUCUCAUCCCUCUGCUCAAUGGUUAUGUGUCGCGGGAGCUGUCCGACAGUCUCACAAAAACUCUGCAGGCCGGCCUGCUGAACUCUGACCCCAUGGCUCGACCCUCACUCAGCUCCUUACUGACUCAUGACUUUUUCCGGAAUGACUUUCUAGAAGUGAUGAAUUUUCUGAAGAGUCUCACCCUGAAGACAGAAGAGGAAAAAAAUGAAUUUUUUAAAUUUCUUCUAGAUCGUGUCCAGACACUUCCAGAAGAGCUGAUAGCUGCACGUCUUACCCCCAAACUUCUCAACUCACUGGUUUUUGCAGAACCCAUGGCAGUCAAGAGUUUCCUCCCUCAUCUUCUAAGGCCAAAGAAGGAUGCCAAUCAUGGUAGUAGCAAUGAAAAUUGUCUGCUGUCUGUGGCUCUUUACCAUAAACAUGUGAUACCUCAGCUUCUAAAACUCUACAAAGUCAAAGAGGAACACGUCCAGAUUGUGCUACUGACUCACAUCCACCUCUACGCUGGAUUCUUCUCCCAUGAUGAACUUAAAAACCAGAUCCUACCUCAGAUUUUGUUAGGAUUGAGAGACACCAAUGAUGCUCUGGUUGCCAUGACGCUGCAGAGUUUGGCGGUGUUGGUACCUCUGCUGGGGGCUCAUGUGGUUGUUGGCGGAGAAAGAACAAAGGUCUUUAAACGCACCACGCCCAGUUUCACAAAGUCUACAGAGGUCACCCCUGAAACUUCUCCUAUCCAUGUAGUUGGAAGCUCCCACCUUCAGAUGGCUCAGCCUACCAAAGCUUUAAAUUUCUUCCCCAAACCAUCAGGAACUGAGAGUUUGGUCCUCAGUCACUUUGAGAACUUGGCAGAUGCUCGACAGAAACCAAGAGUUUUUGUACCAACAUCAGAUGUCAUGCAACAUGUGUCUCUGCCCUUGAAUGGCUUUUAUCAGGACGGUGAGAUAAAACCAUUGUCUCACAGCUCAAAACAGACUGACAGACUAGAGGGUGGAGAGGAAGACUGGCCUGACUGGAGUGACCGUGACGAAGGCGAAAGAAGAAAAGGAAAACCAGUACAGAUUCACAUUCAAGCCUCAGAAGUAGUUGGUUCAGUGAGCACCAGGCUGACACAGGAAAACACAGAAGAGGAGCCAUGGGAUGAUUUUGAGGACACUGACUCAAAUCUCUCACCUACAGCUUCCUUUGCAGACUCGGUCGUUCUUAUGCCUCCCAGAGGGAGUACUAGUGCAUCUGUUAAACAUGCUCCUCAAACAUUGAAGCUCGGUUCCUCGAAACCCCUUAAACUGACUUCAACACUGCAAGAGUCAAUGCAGAGCAGGAGUCCUCCAUCAUGGGACAAUGCCCGGGGUCAAAAAACUGCUUCUCAGAAGUCACACUACCCAUCAGUCCCAGAGCACAAAUCUGCAGUGCCACAAGUCUGUGGUAGAACUCAAGGUCUAGGGGAUGAGUUUACCAUCAAGGUGAAGAAAAAGGUAGUGGAAGACCCAGAACUGGAUUUAUUUGCAGAUAUGGUGCCAGACAUUAAGUUGUCCUUCUCAGCUCUACUGCCAAUAGAGAAAAGUGCACGUGAUGCAGGACCAUCUGGAGCCUCUCCAACAAACACUCGAGCUCUGCAGACUGACUCAUUUUUUGAUACUUCAACACUUACUGCCAAGUUUGCAGCAGCCAACCUGUCUGAGACCGAAACAGACGGCUGGGGAGAUGGAGACUGGGAGGAGAGCGCCUGGUGAUGACGCUUGACCCAAAGUCCAUCUGAAGUAAAACUUUUAACCACUGGAGACCUUUAAUCCAUCCACCACAUCUGGAUUGCCACUUCCCCACAGAGCAGAAAAAUGAAAGUAGCUUCUUAUCUAAAGCAAUGCAGUAAAAACAGGGAGGGGCUGAUUUCUAUAUGUGACAUUAAUCGGUACAUUUACUAUAGGAUCUUGCUUUGAACAGGUAAAGAUGGCUGUCCAAUGGUGCUGGAUUUUGACAAAUAAAGCAGUUUAUAAUUGGUUUGCCAACUGACUAUAAUCCUCUCAAGAUGAUAAAGAAUCCUAAAUAGAGGGGAAUUAUCUGCCUUUUUUCCUUUAAAUGUGCCAAAUUACCUAGGCAUUAAGCUCCAGAUAAACUUUUUGCAGGACAAUUUUUAAUAAAGUUUGAUUUACUAAAAGCUUGCACUUGGAAUAAAUGUGAGGUAGGAAAAACAUUAUUUAAGCUUUUGUUGAUGGUGAAAUAAACAUUUUACUGUAUGAAGUGCUUUACUCUCCUUAUUCACAUUAUGAUUU
Nematolebias whitei (Rio pearlfish) is the source of this 3137-nucleotide messenger RNA. RefSeq names its product SCY1-like, kinase-like 3 (gene scyl3). The record is from RefSeq and is a predicted model, not a curated record. Bases 273 to 2600 code for a protein of 775 amino acids. NCBI's taxonomy places the organism in Eukaryota, Metazoa, Chordata, Actinopteri, Cyprinodontiformes, Rivulidae. Gene Ontology annotation, molecular function: ATP binding; protein kinase activity. The transcript is spliced from 14 exons. Gene Ontology annotation, biological process: protein phosphorylation.